GCUCACUACUUCUCUCAAGAGGGCCACAAAGAGGAUGGAACGCGGCGCCGGCCGCCUGGGCGCGGCGCGUGUCCGCGCGGCGCGUUCCCUGCGGACGACGUGAACGCGCGCGAGGUGGGGGUGGGGAGGGCAAUGGCACGCGCUGCCGUUGCCUUUUCCGCCGCGAGGCACUCGGACCAGUGGUAGAGGCAGCGGGGAGGGAGGGAGAGUAUGUUCAUGUAACUCGGCUCCUUACAACUUUACACAGACACCUUCGGCUCCCGCACUGGGAUGGGACUUAUUUGAGAUCCGGUGCUCUUCCGUGACAUUGGACGAAAAUGAAAAGCUUAAAAGCCAAGUUCAGAAAAACUGAUGCACAUGAGUGGAACAAAAAUGAUGAGCGACUAUUGCAAGCUGUGGAACAUGGCGAUACCGAGAAAGUGGCAGCUCUCUUGGGCAAAAAAGGGACCAGUCCCGUCAAGCUGGAUGGCGAGGGGAGAUCUGCUUUUCACUUGGCUGCUAUCAAGGGACAGGUGGACUGUUUGGGAGCAAUGCUCACUCAUGGCAUUGAUCUAAAUGUACUGGAUGGCUCAGGCUCUAAUGUGUUGCACCUUGCGUCAAAAUUCAGUCAUCAAGAAUGUGUGAGAAGGAUCUUGCAGUACAAAUGUCCAGUGGAAUGUACUGACAGUAAUGGGAAAACAGCAUUGCACCAUGCAGCUACAAGUGGUUCUAUUUUUAUUGUUCAACUACUGUGUGAACACAAGUGCCCUGUUAACACUAAAGAUACUGAAGGUUUUACACCACUGAUCCAGGCUGCGCAAGGCAACCGUGCUGACGUGUGUCUUUAUCUGAUAGACCAAGGAGCGGAUGUGGAUGCACGAGACAAGAAUGGCAGGACUGCUUUAAUGCUGGCCUGUGAACAUGGUAGUGGAAAUGCUGUCGAGAUUUUAGUCAAGAAGGGUGCCAGUCUGAAGUUGGUAGAUGCGUUGGAUCAUGAUGCACUUCAUUACUGCAAGCUCUCAGGAAAUGCCGAUAUCCUAAAUCUCCUUCAGGCUGCACUUAAAAAGGUCCCCGAGGAUCCUGAUAUGAAAUCUGCACAAAUAUCCAAACAGCUGGAUCCUGGCAUUAAAUUCAAUGCAGAUAGAAGUGGAACUUCCAAAAAACGAAAAGCACCACCACCACCAACCAGUGUUACGCAGGGUCUCCAGUCAAGUGAGGUGCCUUCGCCAGAAUCCCAUCGUUCUCCUUCAUCAAAACCUGAGCCAUCUGAAGAGGAAGCAACAUCUAUUAAGGAAGAAGAGAAAAAUGAUGAAAUGAGAAAACUUCAAGCAGAAAAGGCAAAUCUGUUGCAGGUGAUACACAACCUAAAUCAACAACUGCGGGACAAAAACUUGCAAGAGGCACAGCAGAAUGACCUCACAAGAAAAGUACGUCAGAAUAGUGAAGAGAUGCCGGUGGAAUCAAAAGGGAGUGAAACUGAAGGAACAUUAACAUCUAGUGUAGAAGGACAUGACCAGAUCAUGGCAUUGCAGUCACAAAUUGCUUCUCUAGCAGUGCAAAACAAAGAGCUAUGGGACAUUCUACAGGGAAAGGAAAAAGGGGCAAGCAUAAAGUUAGAGGAUGAACAAUUGAGACCAAAUCUAGCAGCAGCACUUGACCUAAAUCUUAAUUCAGCUGAUGCAUACUGUACACUUGAAGCUAAUUACAUCCAAUUAAAGGAAAUGUAUAAAAAAGCUGAAGCUGAAAUUACUAAUCUAAGAGCUGAGAUGCUUUCAAACAAGUCUAAUACCACAGUAAAAACUGAAGCUUUGAAUAACAGUAGUUCCAACACAGAGGUAAAGGAAUUGGAUGAACCAGAGACACAGCAUGCUUUGGCAAUGGAAUUAUUGGCUGAAUUAUCAGAGGAAAGGACGCAGACAUUAGGAGAAAUUAAUGAGAAUGGUUAUUCCCUUGAACAAAAGCUCCAAGAAACACAAAGUAAAUAUGAAGAGGCACUGAAGGAAUUGUCAAGUCUGCGGGCACAGGGGCAACGAAACUUGCACCGCACGGAAGAGCAUAUAUCUUUUUCAAAUUUGGAAAAGUUGACACAGUCCUAUGAAGAUGAGUUAGAGGAAAUGAAGAAGCAGCUGAAAAGGGCUUUGGAAGAUGAAGAACGAGCAAAUAAUAGUGUUAGAGAAAUCGAAGAGCUCUUGGAGAUAAAAGAUAAACUGCUGUCCAAUUGCAUCACUCAGGAAGAGUGCAAGGAGAUGAAAAUAUCUCAUGCCCAACUUAUCGAGAACAUCAAUCAGGAGAAAGCAUUGCUAAUUGAGAAGUAUAAAGAAUCACAAGAGGAAAUUAAAAAGUUACAAGAAAAGCUGAACAGACAAUCAAACUCACAAGAGAAGGAAAGUGAUUUUCAGGAAACGUUGACCACAUUAAACAAAAGAACAGAUGAACUAAAAAAUCAGCUAGCUGCAGUGACGCAACAAUACAAUUUAGCAGAAAGUGAAUUGAAAGAGCUGAAAAAUAAAAAGGUUGAAGUGGCAUUUGAACAUGUUAAUUCAAACUAUAUCCAUAAAGAGCAACAUGAACAAUUACUUCAAGUUCUUAAUGACUCCAUCGAUGAACUGAAAGGCAAGUUGUCUGACCUGGAGACGAAGCUUAAGGGAUCUGAGCAGGACAAUGCCAAAAUGCAGAAGGACCUUGAAAUUCACAAACAGACUUCCAUACCUCUCUCUGAGCAUACAGAAAUAACAAUGUCUCUUGAAAAUACCAUCAAGAACUUUGAUGGCAAAUUACGGCAGAUGGAGCACAAGCUGGAACAGAAGGAAAUACAACUGAAUGUACUAGAAGGAAAUUUGGCUACCGAGAAAGCUGCUGCUCAGGAGGCAAUGGUUCCAAAAUCAGAGUGCGAGAAGAUGACAGCUUCAUUUGAAGCUGAAUCAAAACGGUUGGCUGCUAAAGUAAGCGAUUUAUUGAAAGAGCAAGAAAAACUCUCUACUGAAGCAGCACAGGCUAGGAAGGAGAAUCUGCUUGUGAAAAAUGAGCGAGACACAGCUCAAACUCAGCUUUUGAGCAAAGAGCAAGAAAUCAAGAGGCUUCGCAUCAGGGGCCAUGAUAUGCAGCAAGCAAUGGAAGAAUUGCAAAAGCAGGUGAAAGAUUCCUUGAAAUUAGAAGAAGAUAAAGAAAGGAAGAAUAAUGAACUCGCCAAGGAAGUUAGCAAAUUGAAGGAGGCACUGAACAGUCUCUCUCAACUUUCCUACUCUGCAAACACUCUCAAGAGGCAAAACCAACAACUAGAGGUUCUUCAGCAGCAAGUAAAACAUUUACAGCACCAGCUAUCUGAAGCGAAUCAACGACACCAUGAAGUAGUAUCUGUCUAUCGUAUGCAUCUUCUGUAUGCUGUACAGGGUCAGAUGGAUGAAGAUGUUCAGAAAGCUCUGAAACAGAUUUUGACCAUGUGCAAAGCUCCAACACAAAUGAAGUAAAAUGUAUAACAUAACCUAAAUAUGCUAAUUGCUGAAUAUUCUUUAGUCACUGCUGUUAAACAAUGAUUGUGGGAUAAUGGUUGAUUAAAGUUGCAAAGAAAAAUAAUCUUCAGAUGCUUUCUUUGUUCAACCUACUAGCUGUGUAUUCCUUGCCAUCGUGUUUCACAGUAUGUAGCCUGUAUGUUUGUUCAAGUAUGCCCAUGGUGAACUUCUGUGGGAACAUAGUAGUUUAUAGAACUUCAUUAUGCUAUGUCUGUUAAUACUCGUUUAAUGUAGGUGCGGCAAAAUCAUGAUAUUUUUGGUUAUGGUAAUAACCAGAAGCAACUAAGAUCAGAUAUUUACUAGUCAAAAUACGUUUGUAGAUGAUAAAUUAUAGCAUGUGCUGUUUUGAGGUGCAGAUACAGAAUACAGUGAUGAAGCUUAAAGCCAUCUUGUCAUCCCAAACAGUGCAUGUACCCCUUGGGGAAGCUGUGCCAAAUAAGAGAAAAACAGGGAAAUUAGCUGAAAGAUUUGGGUUGGAGGUGUAGAUAGAAGUUAGUCAGGAAUAUAUAAAGGUGGGUUACAUGAAAAUCAGUUGUAAAAUUCUGCAUGUUUUUUUUGACUAGUGUUGCUCCAGGAGGCUGGCUGGUGGCGUAGUGGUAUCAGCGCCGGACUUUGGAGCAAAAGCUCCCGAGUUCAAAUCCAGCCAGCUCCCUUGCAGGCUUUCCAUCUGUGCUGGGUUGAGCAUCAAGCUAGAAGCUCGGCUUCGUAAAAAUAAGAAAGCCUGCUUAAAAAAAAAAGCUGUCAUGAUGGCGUCCCGAUGGCUCCACUCGGAGUUAAGGGCUUUCUUCAUCAAGUGUUGCUCCAGGAAUCACAGCAACAUUGUUUUUCUCUUUUGUCUUUGUCGGCCUAGUUAGUGAAGUCUUGCUGUUAUUCUUCUUUUGAAGCAUUCCAGUUUAAAUCUGCUUCCCCUCUUCCCCACGCCCCCACCCCUAAUGGUGCAUUCAUUGCUCACUCAACUCCACGGCACAUCCCGUUAUCUCAACAUGAUGCAGAAGUUGAAAUGCAAUUUCUUUUGCUCCAUCAUAAGUUUUUUUUUGUGAAACCUUAUUUAUUUGGUUUAAGUUAAUUAUUACCUUGUACUUAUCCAACAAAACUAUUUUAUGCAUUUUGAGAAAUAGUUACUGAUAUUUAAUCACAUCACUAGUUAGUAGCUUAAUGCAUUGGUUCAUUUCUAGAAAAUUGAAUGGCAGACCUGUUGAAGGUUUGAAACAGUACCUGGGAAGUCAAGCCAUUAUUCAAUUGAUUAUGUGAAUACAAUAUGCUACAUAAAGGCUAUACAGUGUACAGUAAAUUUUGGUAGAUCUAUACAAAACUGCAAUUGCAACUUGUUAAUUGUACCAUUUGUAUAGUUAAGUGAUAGAUUUGUAAAUUAAAUGAUUAUUGACAAGUUUUUUUUUUACUUAUUCUGUAAUCCUGUGUGACCUUCUCUAAAUCAGGAACAGAUAAAAAAAAUUAGUUAUUAAAAUAAAAUCUUUUCAGUAUUUACAGCACAAUGCUGCACGUAAUAUUUGAUCUAACAGCAUACUUAAUAACUAAUCUAAACAAUGAACAGAUAUGCAUGUCACAUUCUAUGUGUCUAUGUAAUAUCUGACCAUUCACAUCCUGACACUGUGAGAAAAUAAAUCAAAGUUGUUAAGAAGCUCAGUAGUAUGGAAGAGUUACAUUAAAAGGAAAUAAUGCACAAAUGCAUUUUACUAAGUAACUGGAUUAGAUAGUCAAUUUGUUUUUUAUUAAAUUAGAUGUUCCAACAUGGUCAGCAUUAUAAUCCCCAUUUCAGUUCAGAUUGUAGAUUAUUUGAUUAAAAUUGGCAACAUUGGAAGAUCAGUCUUGGAAGAAGAAUUAUUUUAAAUACAGUUAAAAUCAUUUGGGGGGGCGGGGGAGUGCAUAAAAUAGUUGUCAUGGAGUACUGAACUUGUUGGAAAGCUAAAUACAGACUAACUUGGAAUAAUCAUACAAUAACAGCAACUUGGAGUUGGAGUUGUGUAAACUAACCUAGUGUUGAUAGUGAGAUUAUACUUUUUUGUAAACAAGCAAAGCAUGGAAUAAUUAAUGGUCAGCAUUUAUAUUGUGCAUUGCCCCACUGGAAUUGUUUGCACAUGUAAUUUUGAACUUUUUGUGAACUACUUAUAUUUGUUUUUAAAAAUGUUUUAACCUACUCUUCUAAAAUAUGUGAAGAAAUUUACAGUUUUAAAACAAAUGUGCUAGAUAAGGGUAUUUUUAAUUCACAUUCAAUAUUUUCUUUAAAAUUGCUUUAUUACCUGUUUAUAUUAAACCACCACUAAACAUUGACUGUUCACUGUUCAAGUUCAAUUUUAUUUUCAUUCUACCUUGUACAUGUAUUCUACUAAACAAAACAAUGUUCUUUCAGACCAAGGUGCAAAACUUAAUACAUAUAACUCACACAUACAACACUUAAAGUAAUAUUACCACAAAUAAAUUAACAAAUAAAAAUAUAGAUUCCAGAAGACUGACGUUUAGCAUAAGGUGUAUUUGCAACACCAAGUUAAAAAGUGAACAUUAUAACACUGCCUGCACAGUACAAAUUAAUGUAAAAUAGGGAUUUCACUGAAGAUAACUUGGGCGGUGUUCCAUGCCCGCAGCCCUCCUGUUGCCCAUGGGCUAUCCAAACCAAUUGUAGCGUUCUGAUAGACAUCAGGCUCCAGGAUGAGCAUUGAUUUGAAUUCUAGCUAGUCUGUAGGACUACUCUUACUAGUGUGUGUAAGAUGAAAGUAUUAGAAAAUAUGGUUUAUAGAAGUGAUUGAAUUGUUAAAGCAUAUUCAAUAUUUGAAUAGAAAAUUAUAAAAUACAGCUAUCAUUCUCUGUAGCAGUUGAAGUUUAAGGUUAAGAGUGAAAAAUGUAGAUAAAGGAAAUAUGAAAUAAAAGAGGAAAUGUUUAAAAUAUUCAACAGAUCAGGUAGCAUUUGCGGAGACGGUUAAAGUUUCAGUUUGCUGAUAUUUCAUCAAAAAUCAAAUGUUUGAUGUUUCAGAAAAGGAAAGUUAAGUACAGAGCAUAAAGAUUAAGAAAGACUGAAUGAUACAAGUGAUAGCAGAGCUGGUGAUGUAGGUUUGUUAACUGCCUAGGCUUCUAGUGAUGGUUUCCACUAUGCUCCCUCCUGGUGGUCCACCUCUGAGUCUUCCCUUGAUUUUAUUUCUCCCAGUCAAAAGUUCCAAUAUCCAUGACAAGCAGACUCCAGUAACUCUGUAGACUGGACCUUCCGCACCCAUCUCCCACCCACACAAUGACUUCCAGUAAGGAUGCUAUUCCAUUCACCCAUUCACCAGUGAAGAUACUAUCUAUCCUAGUGUUGUGAAAUGCCUUUCUUUCCCAUAACUGUAGAUGUAUCUUCUCCUUGACAGGGAUUCCUGACAUUUAUUCCAUUUACUGCCCUAUUCAAACUCCUCCCUGGUGUCCUCCUCCCCCCCCCCACCCCGGUUGCCACCUCUACUUGAUCAACAUCUCUAAUUUUAAGCACCUUCAAUACCAUGUACCACCAGACAUACUCCCCCCUCUCCUCCCUUUUGCUUUCUGAAGGGGCUGAGCACUCCAUAAGGAGUUGGUGCACUAUCUGUGGAAUUCUCUGCCACAGCAAACAGUUGAGGCCAGUUCAUUGGCUAUGUUUAAGAGGGAGUUAGAUAUGGCCCUUGUGGCUACAGGGGUCAGGGGGUAUGGAGGGAAGGCUGGGUUCUGAGUUGGAUGAUCAGCCAUGAUCAUAAUAAAUGGCGGUGCAGGCUCGAAGGGCCGAAUGGCCUACUCCUGCACCUAUUUUCUAUGUUUCUAUGUUUCUAUGUUUACUCUAACUCAAAAACUCUCUCCCCUUCUCCAUGCGUUGUCCCAUAUAACCACAGGAGAGGCAACCCCUUUUUACUAAUUCACUUCUGUAAAUGGAACCAACUACUCAGUGAAGCAGCAACUCACCUACACCUUUAUUUUUUUCUUAAUUUUGUGUAAUCUGGGCAUCAAGAGUUUUUUGAUCCUCAACAGAAAUUUUAGGAAAAGCAAUCUUUCAUAAGAAAGCAUUUAUUUUAGAAGAAUCUACUGGACAUUGAGAUUUAUAAAGUUCAGUAUAAAAAUCUUGAAAAAUCUUAUUAAUUUCUUCAUAUUCCCAAGCCAGGGUACCAUCUUUCCUAUGGAUUUUCAAAAUUUGCCUUUUGGCUCUAGCCGUUUUUAAUUGAGAUGCAAGCAGUUUAUUAUUUUUAUCUCCAAACAUAUAAAACUGGCUCUUUAACUUAAGCAAAUAGCCUUCAAUAGGAUGAGUUAAUAAUAGGUUAUAUUGUGAUUGAAGUUACACCUUUUGUUUGAAUAAAUCAAUAUUAGGGGAAAUUGCAUAAAUAUUAUGCAUAAACAUCAUGCGCCCCUGAGUUUGUCUUUUGAAUUUGAUGAUGCCUGUCCACCAUGGCACAUGUCUCAGACAUUAUUGCAAAAUUCUGACUUUGUCAGUUUCAUUGAAACCCAGAUAAAAGAAUUUUUUCUUUUUAAUGAUAUAGAGGGUCCAUCUAAAUUAAUCAUAUGGGAUACAUUUAAAGCAUUUUUACAUGGUCAGAUCAUUUCUUAUUCAGCUAAGCUUAAAAAAUAGACUAAAGUAGAAUUAGAUAAGAUUUCAAAACAAAUUAAAGACUUAGAUAAUUUUGUGUAAUCUAUUCAAUACUUUUGAUCUUAAACAUAAGAUGCUGGAAGUCCACAGCAGCAGGAACAAAAUGCUGGAGGAACUCAGCAGGUCAGGCAGCAUCUAUAGGGUCAACAUUUUUCGGCCAAGAGGGGGUAGAAGCCAGAGUAGGAAGGUUUAGGGAGGGGAAGGAAUACAAACUGGCAGGUGAUAGCUGAAGCUAAGUGAGGGGGAAGGUGGAUGAAGUGAGAAGCUAGUAAGUGAUAGGUAGAAGAGGUAAAGGUCCAAAGAAGUAGUAAUCUGACAGGAGAGGAGUGUGAAUAAUAGGAGGAAGAGAGAGAUGGUAGGCAGUGAGAAGAGAAAGGGAUAGGAGGGGAGCCAAAAUGGAAAAUGGAAAAUGAGAGGAGGAGGAGGGGGAGAAAUUACCAGAAGUAAUGCAACUUGAGAGUGGUCUUACCAUGACAGUAGCGGAGACCAUGGAUCAACAUAUGGGAAAGAGAAGUUGAACUGAAAUGGGUGGCCACCGGGCAAUGCUGCCUGUUGUGGUGGGUACUCUUGAUGUGAUUUUCUCUCCAUUUGGAUAGAUCAAAUGCAGAUUGUUAGACCACUCUCAAAGAUCUCCAUUUGAUCCAUAUGGCUGAUGCUGAGCUUCCAGAGCGGAGAGCAAGUUUGUAAAUCUGGCGGGAACAAAAGAUGUUGGGAAUGGUGAGGGUAGAGGUGUGUGGUACAGGUGGCAGAAAAGGACUGCCAGGGGUGGGGGGGCGGGAUUGUUGGUGCAGAUAUACCCAGCACUGAGAGACUAAGCAAGGUCACCUGAUGCCAAACAAUUGGUUUAUUGAUCAUUACAGAAUGUCUUUCUGAUGCCUCUCACUCUGUCCCCUCUCCUUUCCCUUCUUCCUAAUUAUAAUUCCCCUCUCUCUACCUCUUCCCACUCUCAGUGCACAACAGAAGACACAUCAUAAUCAGGUUUAUCAUCGCUCAUAUAUAUCAUGAAAUUUAUUGGGGUUUUUUUGCACAAUACUGUAGGAAUCAUGGUGAGAUGGCUAAGUGGAUCCAAAAUUGGCUUGGUGAUGGGAGUCAGAGGAUAGCUAGGGGAAUUUCUGAUUGGAAACUGCAGUCUUCAUUGCUGGGAUCUUCGCUGCUUGUUAUACAUAUUAAUGACAUGAAUGUAGGAGGUCUGAUUAGCAAAUUUGCAGAUGACAUGAAGAUUAUUGUGAGCAGCAAGGAAUGGUAUUUAAGGCUAUGUCGAGAUAUAGAAAGUUGUGUGGGAUAUUGGCAGAUGGAAUUUAUCCCAAGUGUGAGGUUAUGCAUUUUGGGAAAUCAGAUAGUGGUAGAACUUAUGCAGUAAGUGGUAAGACACUAAAGUAUUGAUGAACGGAGACUUGGGUCCUGGGGGAGGGUCUAAGCCCACAGUUCCCUAAAAGUGGCUACACAGGUUGAGUAGAGUGGUGAAGGCAUAUUCCUUUCUUCAUAGGUCAGAGCACAAAAUAUAAAAGUUGGGACAUUGCUUCAACUUUCCAAAACACUAUUAGGCUGCUCUUUGAGCAUUGAGUGCAGAUCUGAUUACCACAUUAUAGGAAGAAUGUGAUGGUGCCUGAAGAGAGUGCAGAGGAGAUGAGUGCAGUAAGUCGUCUGGACUUCAGUGAGAUUCAGCAAGUUGGGCUUGUUUCACCUGGGUUGAAGAAGACUGAAAAAUUAAACAGGUAUAGAGGAUUGAGGGGCAAAGAUAGGCUAGGUAGUUAAAGUAUUUUCCCCAUAGUAGAAGUAUGUGAAAGAAGAGUGUGUAGGUUUAAAUAAAGAGGAAGUUUUAAAGAUCAUUUGAGGAGUAACUUAUAGAGUGUGUGGUCGAUAUCUAAAUUGCACUGACAGAAGAGGUGGUGGAUUCAGAUGCAGUAACCACAUUUAAGAGGCAUGUAUGACGGACUUAAAUGGGCAAGGCAUAUAAGAAUAUAAGCCUCGUGUAGGCAAAUGGGAAGUGCAACUGGGCGAAAUGGUCAGUAUGGACGGGAGGGUCAAAAGGCCCGUUCCAGUGCUAUAUACAUUUAUGAAAGAUAAUCAAUCUGUAAGAUUUUAUUCUCUAUUUUCUCUCUCCUCAAAUGCUGCCCUCAUGCACAUUAUGAUCAUUGUAUUAGUUCAGAUUUCCAGGAUCUGCUGCAUUUUGUGUCUCAUAAUUCCAGUAUUUGUUUUCAUCUCUUUUCAUCUCAUUUGGUAUCUUCGCAACCCCCCCCCCACCCCACCCCAAAACUAACAUUGGAUAUUUUCCUUCCUCUCCACCACUUCUCUGUCUCUUCAACUGGAAGUUAGAAAUCAAGCAUUCUUUCAAUUCUGAUGUCUCAGUGUCUCAUCAAGUUGAAAUAAUAAAACCGUUUCUCCUACUUUCCCCUUUAGAGUACCUGGCCCACUGAGUAUUUCCAGCAUGUUUGAUUUAAACGGUCAGAUGGACUGUUUUCAUUCUAUCAUAUUGUUCUUCUAAGUGAACAUGGCUUAGGUAAAACACAUUCAAGCUGAUGUAUGACCAUUUGCAUAAUCCAGAUGACUUCAUUUGGAAGCCAUUUAUUUAGCCAAUUCAUGAUCAAAAUAAUAUUUACUAUCUGUCUGAACUAAAAGCCAUCUUCAUGCACUUAACAAGAAAGCUAAGGUCAAGCCAAACAGUUUUUGUGCAAAAUAUAUUACUAGUUCUUCCACUUUAAAAAUCAUUUUUUUUAUAAAAAUGUAGUGUCUAAUAUGACACCAGCUACACCCAGCCCAUCCUAAAAUGUUUGUAUAAUGCUUAGGAUAAGUUGCACUGAGAUGGGGCACAUCUCUGGGGUCUGUGUGAAAUGUUGGCUUGUAAACUCUGGUGUUGAACUUGUAAAAUAUACCACUUCUGAAAUAAAUUUUAACUGCUACAUUGACAUAAGAGCAAUAAAACAUGCUUUUAUUUAUUGUAUCUGCCUAAACUACAACUUCAAAAUGACAUUAGAAUCCACUGAAAUCAGUACUAUGUAUU
Molecule: messenger RNA, 11080 nt
Organism: Mobula hypostoma (lesser devil ray)
Lineage: Eukaryota; Metazoa; Chordata; Chondrichthyes; Myliobatiformes; Myliobatidae
Gene: rai14
Product: retinoic acid induced 14
Exons: 19
Coding region: 318-3446 (1042 amino acids)
Molecular function (GO): protein binding
Source: RefSeq, a predicted model, not a curated record